AUGGUUUUCACCUUUGCUGCUGCUGCUGCUGCUGCACUGACAGCAGCAGCUCCGUCGUUGCUGCGUCGAGGUGCAUGCAGCUUUCUAUGUAAUAGAGGCGCAGCAGCAGCAGCAGCAGCAGCAACAGCAGCAGCAGCAGCAGGCGCUGCUGCUUCAACAGUUCAUCCUACUGCUGCUUCAAUCCAGCAGCAGCAGCCGUUUGGGGGUUUUAUUUCUCCCCUGUGGGGUGGAGCAGCAGCAGCAGCAGCAACAGCAGCAGCAGCAGCACGACGCAACCACCACCACCAGUACCUGCACCCUCAGCAGCAGCAGCAGCAGCAGCAGCAGCAGCAGCUUCGACGUUAUUCUGAAGGCGUCGUCUGGAAGGCCGAGUUUGCUCUCAAGGAGAAAGGUAAAGGCCCUAAGAAACCCCUCUACUUUGAUGCCUGUCAGGUGGUGGUCCCUCACCCAUCCAAACGGCAGCGGGGAGGCGAAGAUGCGGCUUUCUGCAGCACUAGCUGCUUGGCAGUGGCUGACGGUGUGGGGGGUUGGGAGUCGUCGGGGAUCGAUCCCGGGAUCUACUCUAAAGAAUUAGUUAAAAGGAUCGGUGCAGCAGCAGCAGCAGCAGCAGCAACAGAAGCAGCUCUGUGUCCCCUCACCGUCAUGAAGGAAGCCUACCUCGCCACACACGCUAUUGGAUCCUGGCCUUCAUUAGAGAAGAUUGUGGCUCGCAGCGAUUUUCAGUGUCAUUCGUUUAACUUCCCGCUGCAGUUGGGUACAGGCAGCAAAGACACCCCGGAGCAUGCACAUACACUUCGUGACGAGAUGCUUACGGGGAGCUGCUGCGCAGCAUUGCCACUCACUGCUGUUGCUGCUGCUGUUGCUGCUGCUGCUGCUGCUGCUGCUGCUGCUGCUGCAGGGGUUUGGGACAACUUGUUUGAUGAACAGGUGCUGCAGCACCUUCAGAAUGAAGGUGACCCCUUGAAGGCAGCAGAGAAGAUUUGCAGCGUCUGUUACCGGCUCUCGCUUAGCCCCAAGUGGGACAGCCCGUUUGCUACAAAAGAAAGAGAGCUCUUAGGGUUGCUGCCGAGACACUUGGGAGGGAAGCCCGAUGAUAUAACUGUUGUUGUUGCAGUCGUGCGGGAAAACAAAGACGGAGUUGCCUCUUCUGCCCCAGCAAACCGCUAA
Eimeria acervulina is the source of this 1167-nucleotide messenger RNA. RefSeq names its product protein phosphatase 2C, putative. The record is from RefSeq and is a predicted model, not a curated record. Bases 1 to 1167 code for a protein of 388 amino acids. NCBI's taxonomy places the organism in Eukaryota, Apicomplexa, Conoidasida, Eucoccidiorida, Eimeriidae. The transcript is spliced from 9 exons.